This is a messenger RNA of Mercenaria mercenaria, 4465 nucleotides long. RefSeq names its product sorting nexin-4-like. Bases 17 to 1312 code for a protein of 431 amino acids. The transcript is spliced from 14 exons. Gene Ontology annotation, molecular function: phosphatidylinositol binding. The record is from RefSeq and is a predicted model, not a curated record. Gene Ontology annotation, biological process: protein transport. Lineage: Eukaryota; Metazoa; Mollusca; Bivalvia; Venerida; Veneridae.
CGAAAAUUUAUCCAAAAUGGCUGACGAUAACUCGCCCACAUAUUCCCCGGAUCAUUUCCCAAGUUCUCCCGAGGAAGAUUCGGUCGAGAUUGCAAAGAAGAUGGGAAAAACGAACAUGUUGCAGUGGAUGGAGAUCAGAGUGUCGGAGCCAGAGAAAAGAACAACAACUGCAAUGAAGAUGACAGAUACAUACAUGGUUUAUUUAGUUGAGACAAGGAUAACAGACAACAGCGUGAAGUGCAAAGGGGAUGGUACAACUUCUUUAUGGAGGAGAUACAGUGAAUUUGAACUGCUCCGGAAUUACCUGGACAUAAUGCAUCCUGCAUUAGUUAUCCCACCCUUACCAGAGAAAAAAGCUACUUACACAUGGCAGAACAUGGCUACAGACAAAUUUGAACCAGAAUUUAUUGAGCGUAGAAGAGCAGCUCUUGAGAUUUUUCUACUGAGGUGUGCUGCCCAUCCUGUUCUGUGUUUGGACAAGAUUUUUAUUGGUUUUCUACAAAAAGAUGAAGGCUGGAAAGAUUCAGUGUAUGCAACAGAAUUUCAGAGUAAGGCAGAAUCAAGAUUAAAAGCUAUCAGUGCAUCAUUUCGUCUGAAGAAACCAGAUAAACGGUUUGAAGAAGUGAAGAAUUAUAGUGGAGAACUGCAGAGUAACAUUGCAAACCUGCUCAAAGUUAGAGCUAGGAUGGCUGAUCAUCAGUAUGGUAUACACAAAAUCCAUGCAAACUAUCACCGAGUGUUCAACGAAUGGAGUGGUAUUGAAAAGGAGAUGUCAGAGCCAUUACAGAGUGCAGCGCAUUAUAUGAAUGUUGAUUCCCAGUCUAUUGAUGCAAUACUGGAGGAGGAAGAACAGUAUGCUGAUCAGCUGAAGGAAUACAUGGCAUUUGGUGAAUCACUCAGGUCUGUAUGUAGAAAGUAUGAAUGUAUGCAAUAUGAUCAGGAACGAGCUGAAGACAGUCUUUCAAGUAAAACCAGUCAGAAAGAACUAUUGGUUCAGGGGAAGACGACUGGUGGAUUCAGUCUCAGUGGAAUGAAAAAAGCGAUAUUUGGUAAUGAUACGCCAGAACAGAGGGAAUUAAAAUUGAAACAUCUUGAGGAGCAGAUCAAACAGACGGAACAAGAACUCGCACAAAUAAAUGAAGAAACACAAAUAUUUGUAGAGGCUGCCUUACGAGAUAUAGACAGGUUCAAGAGACAGAAAACGAAGGAUUUGAAGGAGAUUUUCACAAAUUACGCAAUCAUGCAGAUAAAACAGUGUAAAAAGGGCAUUGCAAUCUGGACAAGUGCUAAAGACUGUUUUACUAAAAUGUAAAUUUAGUAUUUAAAAAGAACUUGAAGGAUGGCAUUAUGUGGAACACGUAUAAGAUGCUUGCUCAAGGAUGGACCUCUUGUUGUUUACAUACAGUCGUGUUGGUCAACCUACACAGUCAUGUUUCAUACAUCCGUGUUGGUCAGCAUAUACAUUAUACAGUCAUGCUGUGUAAUGUCACGUUGGUCGGCAUAUAGUCUUGCUGUGUAAAGUCAUGUUGGUCAGCAUAUACUGUCAUGAUGUAUACAGUUGUCUUGGUCUGCAUAUACAGUCACGUAUUGCGCAUAUGACAAUGUUUUAUACAGUUGUGUUGUACAACAUUUAAAAUCAUGACAUAUACAUAAAGUCAUUUUGUAGAAUGUACAGAUGUGAUAGCUUAAUGCAGUUAGAUUGUGAUUUCGAGAACUAGUCAGCACCUUUUGUUUAACAUACGUGUACCAUUUUGUAAGAAAUGGAAAGGCCAGUUAUCUAGAAAUUACUGAGCGAAGGGAAGUAUCAUUUGCUUUAUGUAGUCCAUUUGAUCAGUGUCUCUCAGAUGCUUAUGAACAGUGUGUUCCAGAUGUUUUUAUUUAGAACAAAAUACUGCUUGCAGAAUACUUUAAUCUGAACGAAAUAUUCCAUAUCUCUAUGGAAAAAAACCUUGCUUGUAGUAAUUAGCAAACCUGGGUGAAAACUUCCAUAUAAAGUAGGAAGAAAUCUGUUCAUGACUGUAACACACAUUCUAUAUUGUAAAAGCAUAUAUUUUCGCUGGGUCAAGAUUUCGCAAAUUUGAAAUUUUGAAUAUGUUUGUAAGGUUUAAUAUUCGUGAAAUUGUAAAAAUGGUAUUCUACUUGAAUUUUAUUAAUACAAAUGGUGAAUAUUUAUGCAAGGAUUAAUUUUUGCGAUAUGUAGGGCCUCACGAAUAUAGCAAAAUUUAAACCCUCGCGAAAACUUUUGCUUGUACAGUAGUUGCAGUUUGGAAUAUCUGGUUCAAAGGUCUAUGUUUAGGCAGUAAAGAGGCUCUGCUGGUAUGCAAGAAAUAAGUUGUAGUGUACAUUAUUGAUUAAAAGUUAGAUACUGUUGAAUAAAAUCCAAGGACAAAGGUAUACAUUUUCUGGAAUUAAAUUUUACAAGUCUGAAAAAAAAAAAACUGCCAGAUUUUUUAAAAAAUUUGUUAUUUGAUAUUUCACUAUGCAAUGACUCACAAAAGCUUUAACUGCUAUUUAGUUUUAAUACUGCUAGAUGGUAUUACUUUAUUGUAUUAACUGUUUAAAGAUUUAAGUAUUGAAAAAUUCAGUCAAAAUAUUACUUACUUGUACAACUGUGAAAUUUGUUUUUUGAAUGGACCAAUGUUAUAGAUAUAUGCACAUUCCAGGGUUGUUUUCUUAAUGUUUAUUGUCAUUCAGUUGGCAAAGAAAUAAAUUCUGAUACUUGACAAAUCUCCUAUCACAAAAGUGUAAUUUAAUUGUGCGGAAAAACAUUCUGCAAAGAAUACACUAGUUUAUAUUUGAAAUUACUUGAAAGAUUUUAUGUUACUGUAGCACUGUUAUAAACCAUAAUUGUUUUAGCUUUGCACCUAUAUGUUAUAUUUUAAUGAUUACCGUACAAUGUUAUAUUUUGAUAUCAUAAUUGAGCCGUGCCAUGAGAAAAUCAACAUAGUGGGUUUGCGACCAGCAUGGAUCCAAACCAGCCUGCGCAUCCGCGCAGUCUGGUCAGGAUCCAUGCUGUUCGCUAACAGUUUCUCCAAUUCCAAUAGGCUUUAAAAGCGAACAGCAUGGAGCCUGACCAGACUGCGCGGAUGCGCAGGCUGGUUUGGAUCCAUGCUGGUCGCAAACCCACUAUGUUGGUUUUCUCAUGGCACGGCUCAAUUAUUCUGGUUGUGUUGAAGCAACUUGCUAACAGUUUCCUCAGAAAACUGAAGUCCUCUCAAAAUUUAUUACAACUUUUUUUGUCAAAGAGACCUUUCAUAUGAACUUACUGAUAUGAUUUGCAAAGCAUCCCUGUAAAGCACAAAAAACAAUGAGAAGGAAGGAGAGCAAUUUCUAUGAUGCUAGGACAUAAUAAAUAAUAUCACUUUUCAUGGAUUUUUACAAUGAUGAAAUACUCAUUUUUGUUUUAUUUUAUUAUUUCUUGAUGUCAGAUAUGCAUUUUAUUUGUAAAUUAAUUAUGUAAAUGGAACUAUUUGACUAGAACACUUUAAAAUACCGUAGUUUGUACUAUCUCCCAGGGAGAUGUUUUAAAUGAUGUACAGUUUGUAUAUGGUUCUUUAAAAAUAAAGAUUUUUUUUUAAAGCCCUGUAACAAUUUACAUGUAUCUUAACUAUUAAGAUCACAUUCUUACUCCACCACUCUUACACUUGCAGAAAAAUAGAGGAAAUUUGUUAGUUUCAGUUCAAGAUUGAAAUAUCUUUCUAUGAAUUAACACAAGACAAAAUAUUUUCAGGAGUGGCAUAGCCACAAAUUAAAAUGUUAGAUCUGGUGAUCGAGGGAGAAGGAUCUUUCAAUCCUUCAUGUAAAACAAAUUUUAUUUCAUGUCUUUUUUCACUGGUAAUAACCGAAUUUCACACAUUUUGUAAUUAUGUUAUGAAAAAUAUUUUUCACUGUGAAAACUCAAGAUAUAAUUCACUCUUAUACAGUUGAAACUCAAUAUCUCGAACUUGCUUAUCUCAAAAUUCCAGCUAUCUCAAGAGACAUUUUCAAGUCCUUUUUCACCAAGUAAAACGCUUAAUCGUUUGAUAUUCGAGAUCAAAAGUUUCAACUGUAUUUUAAUAUUGUGAAAAAUAUGUGAUAAACCAUGUUAUUGUCACUCAGUGUUGUCUAGUAAUUGUUGUUGUAUUUGUAUUUAUAUGAUUCACAGUUUUAUAUUAAAACUUGUAAUAUGUUCUGAAAUAAAAGGGAAACGUGCAAUACAAAUGUAUCUUUAGGAGUAUGUUUUUAGCUCACCUGAGCCAAAGGCUCAGGGUGAGCUAUUCUGAUAACUCACCGUCCGGCGUCCGUAAACUUUUACUUUAAACGACAUCUCCUCAUAAACCGCUAGGCCUAUUUCAUCCAAACUUGGGUGAAGCUCUACAAAAAUUGUUCAAAGAAUUGAAUUCCAUGCAGAACUCUGGUUGCCAUGGCAACCGAAAGGAAAAACUUUAAAAAUCUGCUCAAAAACCAGAAGCCCUAGAGCUUAGAU